AAAGUUACACAUCAAUUGUUGUAUGUUUAUCAGAAUCGUCACAAGGUCAUCAUUUUUUUUUUUUUCUCUUUCUUUUAUUUAUAUAAUUUUAAAACGCAUCAGUUCUUUUUCUUUUUUUUUAUUUCCCCUUUUCCCUCUCUUUCUGAUAAAAAAAAAAAGAUUAUAUGUUUGAAACAGAGGAAUCAUCCGUAGCUAGUUCGUUUGGAGAGGAUGAUAUGGACCUGUUUUUGGAUAGAUGCUCCAUCUGUUUUGACGCUCAACUGGAUAUGUGUUUAGAGUUUUGUCGAGAUCAAUACUGUGUCGAUUGCUUUCAAAGAUAUAUCACCGAAGUUGUAAAAUCAUCAUGGGGCCUCAGUGUGACUCCCAUCAGCUGUCCCGUCUGUAAUGAAUCAAUACCUAAGCGUGAAUGGAGUCAAUACGUACCUCAACAUAUCGUCGAUACCUAUGAUAAAUUCAACAAACCUUAUCGAAGCUAUAUUCGUACCUGUCCUCACUGCGAAACUGAUAUCAUCCCUUGUCUCCAUUCGUCCGAGAAACCCAGCAACUACAGAUUGUUCUGCGAAUUGAUGGAAAACAUGUUGCAAGCUUGCCCUAAAGGAGAAAGACAUAAGAAUCAUACAGAACAUAUUGCAGUCAAACGUUGGAUUACGAUUUAUAAGAGACAAGACUGGUCAGACUCAAAAUUAUUAAGUCUUUAUAAACGCAUCAUGCAAGAUGUCAUUGUAUUUGAAAAGAGUCACAUAAAGGAACGUUUUGCUCAUCAAAUCUCGCUUGCGUAUAUGGAUUUGUGUGAAAAUCCCGAGAUAUGGAAACAGGUUCAGUUUGCUCAUAUCGCCUUGUUUCCUGACAUGAAGUGUUCAAAUUGUAAAGUGUCUGUAUGCUUGCAUUGUGGCUAUGACUCUCAUUUCAAUAUGGAGUGUAAGGAAAGUAUGUCAAGGAUUGUUGGUACUUUAACCGAUAAAGACAUGAUGACUACGGUAGAGUGGAAGUUACAACAUAGUCGACAAUGUCCCAACUGUUCUAUCAUGAUCAACAGAGACGAGGGUUGCAACAAAGUGGAUUGUUCUUAUUGUGGAUUCUGCUUUUGUUGGGCUUGUCGUUCUUCUUGGUCAGAGGGAUGUGGCUUCUACCGAUGCUCAAAUACCGCAGAGAAUACGGAUGAGCAAGAAAACUCUUCCCAAGACAAGACAGAACUGGGUGUACCAAAUAUUAAACGUAUUCAAGCAAGACUUGUUGUUAACAUGGAUCUUGACUGAACAAUAAGAAAAAAAAAGACCUUAAUCAUCAUUGCAAAUCACACUGUAGAUAUCAACCUCCUCUCCCAUAUACUUUUUACUAUUAAAAAAAAAAUUAACUUUUUCCUACCCCCCUUUUUCUCCCCUUCAAUUGCAUAAAAAAAAUAAAACUCCCUCCUUUCUGAUUGGAAGGAGUAAUCAAGAAGAAAAUAUA
This is a messenger RNA of Mucor mucedo, 1449 nucleotides long. RefSeq lists its product as uncharacterized. Gene Ontology annotation, cellular component: cytoplasm; ubiquitin ligase complex. The coding region runs from base 165 to 1256 and encodes 363 amino acids. Gene Ontology annotation, molecular function: ubiquitin conjugating enzyme binding; ubiquitin protein ligase activity; zinc ion binding. The record is from RefSeq and is a predicted model, not a curated record. Gene Ontology annotation, biological process: protein polyubiquitination; positive regulation of proteasomal ubiquitin-dependent protein catabolic process; ubiquitin-dependent protein catabolic process. NCBI's taxonomy places the organism in Eukaryota, Fungi, Mucoromycota, Mucoromycetes, Mucorales, Mucoraceae. The transcript is spliced from 6 exons.